Molecule: messenger RNA, 345 nt
Organism: Prorocentrum cordatum
Lineage: Eukaryota; Dinophyceae; Prorocentrales; Prorocentraceae
Source: the annotation of a GenBank genome assembly
AUGGUCGGCAGAGUCGUGUGGCAUUUCAGAGCGGGCCAGGGCGCCUUGGCCUGGAGGCUGAUGCUCCAGCAGAUGUCCUUGGUGUUCUUGUUCAACCCGCUCUUCUUCAAUGUGGUCAUGAGGUCCUUCUCAAUGUGGUGCAAGCCUGGCGUGGCCCGCGCCCGUAUGGCCGUCCUGAGCGUUCUGACCAUGACAUUCGCCCACUUCCUGAUGUGGCUGUCAUGGAGGGCAGUGAUCCAUGCUCUCGGCAUCUACGGCUACAUCAUAAUUACUAUCACCUACAGCUCGGUGAUCUUGCUCAUCAGGUGCGUGGACACCCAACCAAGACGCACGGCUGACAUUUGA